CAAAGAGGUUUUGGAGCAUUUUUCGAUUUCCAGUUAAUACAAAAACUCGAGUUAGCACACUGUAGCCUCCAAAAUUUUUGGAUCAAAAUUUGGUAGACAAAUAUUUUAUUUCGGUUUAAAUUAACGUUUUGCGGCUAAAGAUGUCGAGCUACAGAAGGUUAUACCGCGCAGAGCGUCUCAUGAAUCUUCUGAAGGCGAACCGCGGAAUGACCAGCACGGGAAGGCAACCAAUCUUCGAUGUGGAGACCAGAAAGGACUUUGAGCAGCGGGUGAUAAACAGUGACCGACCGGUGGUUGUGGAUUUCCAUGCCAGCUGGUGCUGUCCCUGCAAGGCUCUGGCCCCUCGACUGGAAAACAUCGUGUCCGAGCAGGGUGGCCGGGUGAGAUUGGCCCGCGUUGAUAUCGAUGAGCACGGGGAGCUGGCCAUGGACUACAACGUGGGCUCCGUUCCAUCCCUGGUGGUUAUCAGCAACGGCAAGGUGGUGAAUCGUAUGGUGGGCCUCCAAACCAGCGAAUACAUCCGCAAGUGGCUCCACAAGGUGGUGCCCCAUUCGCCAUCUGCGGAUGCGAAGAACUAGAUCAGCAUGUCAAUCGACAGUGGAAACACGUUCUUUGUAGGCUCGCAUUAAGUUCGAUUAAACCAUGUUCCCAGCAA
This is a messenger RNA of Drosophila biarmipes, 655 nucleotides long. RefSeq names its product thioredoxin, mitochondrial. Gene Ontology annotation, molecular function: protein-disulfide reductase activity. The record is from RefSeq and is a predicted model, not a curated record. The transcript is spliced from 2 exons. Gene Ontology annotation, cellular component: mitochondrion. Bases 141 to 578 code for a protein of 145 amino acids. Gene Ontology annotation, biological process: cell redox homeostasis. Lineage: Eukaryota; Metazoa; Arthropoda; Insecta; Diptera; Drosophilidae.